AUGACGUCAGCUAGUGGCACAUUAUGUGGUGUGUGUGCAACUCAGGAUGUUUUUAGAGAUGCCAUUUUCUGGUGCCCUGAAUGCGAUGAAGGUCUAUGCACAGCAUGCGAAAUGUACCAUAGGGCUUCUAAAUCCUCAAAAAAACACGAAGUAACUUCAGUGGAUGAUUAUAAACAAUUACCGUCAUCCAUAGCAAAUAUCAAACAAUACUGUUCUGACCAUGAGGAAAAAUAUCAGCACUACUGUUCCCAACAUGAGACCCUUUGUUGUCCACUUUGUCUCACGUCAAAUCACAUGAAAUGUGAUUUUUUAGCAAUUGUUGAAGUCAUCAAAACGUCCAAGAUCUCUGCACUUUACGACAUUAUGGAACAAAGUAUCAAGGAUAUGAAAAGCAACCUAGAAAGAAUAACAGACGACCGCGAGAAAAAUUUGGAAGAUAUUCAUGAACAGCGACAGAGAUUCUCGACAGAUAUAAAAGAGAUACGAGCAAAAAUAAACAAACAUCUAGAUGAACUUGAACAAGAAAUAGAACAUAAUAUCCAAGCUGCGGAACAAAAAGCCAUAUCACAAGUAGACACAGUCCUUUCAAAAAUCUCCAGCCAUUCUAAAACAAUAGAUAAGCUACAGAAGAAUAUAUCUGCGACUAAACAUGUUGCUACUGACCUUCAGACAUUUUUGGGCGGGAAAAUGUUCGAGGCCGAGGUUCAAAAGGAGGAGAAGUUUAUGCAGUCUUUAAAAGAAGAUGGCGAUUUUCAACAAAUAAAACUAGAAUGCAAAAUUGAUGACCAUAUUUCUGACAUACUGUGUAUGACACAGAUGGGACAGAUAUCCAUCACGGCAAAUCCACCCACUAUUACCGUGUCAACGAAUAGAGAAAAGCAUGCUCAACAAAUGAUACCGACGAUACCAAAAACAAUCAAUGAAAUCAACCUCACAUUACUUGCGAGAUUUGAGAUAUCGAAAAGGAAAGGACUUCAAAUCUCGGGUUGCACUAUCAUGCCUUCCAGAAAAAUAGUCUUUGUAGAUCAAGUCAAUCAUAGUCUUGUAAUUCACAACGAAAAUGGAGUAUUUGAAAGUGAAAUUCUUGUAUCACAAAGUCCUGUUGAUGUUACGGGCAUUGAUGAAAACACCGUCGCGGUCACCCAUAAUUCAAGGCCUUAUCAUACCGAAGUUAUUGACAUUGCUAAUAAACUGGUUGUAAAAAUGAUUAAAACGCCCAAUAUGUGCUACGGUAUAACAAAAAGAGAAGGCAGAUUGAUAUUUUAUACUUUUGGGACAGGUAUUCAAACAGUCGAUGUGACCGAUGAAAGUACUUUCACCACAUUAGUUAAAGUUGAUUAUAAAAAUCACUCCAACUAUGUAACAGCAUCAAAGGACGAGACAUACCAUGCAUGCCCAGGCUCAAACACCGUCACAUGCUACACAGUCACAGGACAGAAGAUUUGGGAAUACACACAUGAAUUAAUGUUGCAUGGGAUUCGAGAUAUAACUGUUGACAACGAUUCCAAUGUGUACGUGGCAUCCUACGGGAAUAACAAUGUCGUCGUUAUUUCACCAGAUGGAAAUGAUGCUCAUCGAUUGUUAGGAGAAGAAAAUGAGAUUAAAAAACCUCAUGGUAUCCAUAUAGACAAUAAGAAAAAUAAUUUACUGGUUGUCAACUUCUGUGGAACAGCAUUUUUAUAUAACAUUAAGUGA
This is a messenger RNA of Mytilus trossulus (common blue mussel), 1695 nucleotides long. RefSeq lists its product as uncharacterized. The record is from RefSeq and is a predicted model, not a curated record. The transcript has a single exon. The coding region runs from base 1 to 1695 and encodes 564 amino acids. Lineage: Eukaryota; Metazoa; Mollusca; Bivalvia; Mytilida; Mytilidae. Gene Ontology annotation, molecular function: zinc ion binding.